Phyllostomus hastatus (greater spear-nosed bat) is the source of this 5212-nucleotide messenger RNA. It is a transcript of the gene GUCY2D, whose product is annotated as guanylate cyclase 2D, retinal. Gene Ontology annotation, molecular function: guanylate cyclase activity; peptide receptor activity; ATP binding. The record is from RefSeq and is a predicted model, not a curated record. The transcript is spliced from 20 exons. Lineage: Eukaryota; Metazoa; Chordata; Mammalia; Chiroptera; Phyllostomidae. Gene Ontology annotation, biological process: protein phosphorylation; cGMP biosynthetic process; intracellular signal transduction. Bases 117 to 3449 code for a protein of 1110 amino acids.
UCCCGGCCCUGGGCCAGCAAAGGAGACUUGUGGGAGGGCGUGUGACCCCCUCACCUCGGCCCUGGGUCGGAGCCCAAGCCCCAUACUCUCAGGUGAGAUACUCUCAGAAGCCGGCAAUGACCACUUGCACGGUCCUCGCGAGCGGCCUUGGGGAUCCCCGGCUCUGCGCCCCUGCACGGUGGGCUCCAUCCACUCCCAGGCUGCCCCGGGUGCUACCCUGGCCCCAGCCUCGGCUCCGGCUGCUGCUGCUGCUCCUCCUCCUGCUGCCUUCUGCCCUCCCCGAGGUAUUCAGAGUGGGGGUUUUAGGCCCCUGGGCCUGCGACCCCAUCUUCGCCCGUGCCCGUCCGGACCUGGCUGUCCACCUGGCCGCCAACCGCCUGAGGCAUGACCCAGCCCUGGAACGCGGUCCCCGCUUCGAGGUCUUGCUGCUGCCGGAGCCCUGCCGGACGCCAGGCUCGCUGGGGGCUGUGUCCUCCGCGCUGUCCCGCGUCUCUGGUCUCGUGGGUCCCGUGAACCCUGCAGCCUGCCGGCCCGCGGAACUCCUGGCCCAAGAGGCGGGGGUCGCGCUGGUGCCCUGGGGCUGCCCCGGGACACGGGCUGCGGGCACGACGGCCCCCGCAGUGACGCCAGCCGCGGACGCCCUCUAUGCCCUCCUUCGCGAGUUCCGCUGGGCACGCGUGGCCCUGGUGACCGCCCCCCAGGAUCUGUGGGUGGAGGCGGGACGCUCACUAGCCACUGCACUCAGGACCCGGGGUCUGCCGGUUGCCCUGGUAACUGCCAUGGAGCCUGCCGACCGAUCUGGAGCCCGGGAAGCCCUGAGGAGGGUCCAGCACGGGCCCAGAGUCAGAGCAGUGAUCAUGGUAAUGCACUCUGUGCUGUUGGGCGGCGAGGAACAACGCUGCCUGUUGGAGGCUGCUGAGGAGCUGGGCCUGGCCGAUGGCUCCCUGGUCUUUCUGCCCUUCGACACACUCCACUACGCCUUGUCUCCAGGCCCAGAGGCCUUGACCGUGCUGGCCAACAACUCACAGCUUCGCAGAGCCCACGAUGCAGUUCUCACUCUCACACGCCACUGUCCCCCUGGAGGCAGCGUGCUGGACAGCCUGCGCAAGGCCCAAGAGCACCAGGAGCUGCCCCCUGACCUUAAUCUGCAGCAGGUAUCUCCACUCUUCGGCACCAUCUAUGAUGCAAUCUUCUUGUUGGCGGGGGGUGUGGUGCGAGCUUGGGCAGCAGUAGGUGGCAGAUGGGUGUCCGGAGCAGCUGUGGCCCACCACGUCCAGGAUGCCCAGGUCCCAGGAUUCUGUGGAACCCUGGGAAAAGCCGAGGAUUCCCCGUUUGUGCUGCUGGACACAGAUGAGGCCGGGGAUCGGCUGUUCACCACAUACGUGCUGGACCCCACCCGGGGCUCCUUCCACUCUGCUGGGACCCCAGUGCAUUUCCCUAGAGGGGGCCAAGGGCCUGGGCCCGACCCCUCUUGCUGGUUCGACCCAGACGUCAUCUGCAAUGGAGGAGUGGAUCCUGGUCUUGUCUUUAUCGGCUUCCUCCUGGUGGUUGGAAUGGGGCUGACGGGGGUCUUCCUGGCCCAUUAUGUGAGGCACCAGCUACUGCACAUUCAGAUGAUCUCAGGCCCCAACAAGAUCAUCUUGACUCUGGAUGACAUCACCUUCCUCCACCCACAAGGAGGCAGUACUCAAAAGGUGGCCCAGGGCAGCAGUCGGUCAAGCCUGGUUGCCCACAGCAUGUCAGACAUCUGCAGCGUCCCCAGCCAGCCCCCAGACAACUCCAGCAUUGGCCUCUAUGAGGGAGAUUGGGUUUGGCUGAAGAAAUUCCCAGGGGAUCAGCAUAUAACCAUCCGCCCAGCAACUAAGACAGCCUUCUCCAAGCUCCGGGAGCUCCGGCACGAGAACGUGGCCCUCUACCUGGGGCUCUUCCUGGCGGAAGGAGCGGACAGCACCGCGGGCCCCGGGGAAGGCACGCUGGCUGUGGUCUCAGAGCACUGUGCCCGGGGCUCCCUCCACGACCUUCUCGCCCAGAGAGACAUAAAGCUGGACUGGAUGUUCAAGUCCUCCCUCCUACUGGACCUCAUCAAGGGAAUGAGGUAUCUGCACCACCGAGGCGUGGCCCACGGGAGACUGAAGUCCCGGAACUGUGUGGUGGAUGGGAGAUUCGUGCUUAAAGUCGCCGACCACGGCCACGGGAGACUCCUGGAAGCCCAGAGGGUGUUACUAGAGCCUCCCAGCGCGGAGGACCAGCUGUGGACCGCCCCGGAGCUGCUUCGCGACCCAGCUCUGGAGCGCCGGGGAACCUUGGCCGGCGAUGUCUUCAGCCUGGGCAUCAUCAUGCAGGAGGUCGUGUGCCGCAGCUCCCCCUACGCCAUGCUGGAGCUGACGCCUGAGGAAGUGGUGCAGAGGGUGCAGAACCCCCCUCCCCUGUGUCGGCCCUUGGUUUCCGUGGACCAGGCACCCAUGGAGUGCAUCCAGCUGAUGAAACAGUGCUGGGCAGAGCAGCCGGAACUUCGGCCCUCCAUGGACCGCACCUUCGAACUGUUCAAGAGCAUCAACAAGGGCCGGAAGACCAACAUCAUCGACUCCAUGCUGCGGAUGCUGGAGCAAUACUCCAGUAACUUGGAGGACCUGAUACGGGAGCGCACCGAGGAGCUGGAGCUGGAAAAGCAGAAGACAGACCGGCUACUCACACAGAUGCUGCCUCCGUCUGUGGCUGAAGCUUUGAAGAUGGGGACCCCUGUGGAGCCUGAGUAUUUUGAAGAGGUGACACUGUACUUUAGCGACAUUGUGGGCUUCACCACCAUCUCUGCCAUGAGUGAACCCAUCGAAGUAGUGGACCUGCUCAAUGAUUUAUACACACUCUUUGAUGCCAUCAUCGGCUCCCACGAUGUCUACAAGGUGGAGACAAUUGGGGACGCCUAUAUGGUGGCCUCUGGGCUGCCCCAGCGGAAUGGGCAGCGGCACGCAGCGGAGAUCGGCAACAUGGCACUGGAUAUUCUCAGCGCUGUGGGCUCCUUCCGCAUGCGCCACAUGCCCGAGGUGUCCUUGCGCAUCCGCAUCGGCCUGCACUCGGGCCCGUGCGUGGCCGGCGUGGUGGGCCUCACCAUGCCGCGGUACUGCCUGUUUGGGGACACCGUCAAUACCGCCUCGCGCAUGGAGUCCACCGGGCUGCCUUACCGUAUCCACGUCAACGUGAGCACCGUGCGGAUCCUCCGCGCUCUGGACGAGGGCUUCCAGAUUGAGAUGCGAGGCCGCACGGAGCUGAAGGGCAAGGGCGCCGAGGACACGUAUUGGCUGGUGGGCAGACGCGGCUUCACCAAGCCCAUCCCCAAACCGCCGGACCUGCAACCGGGGGCCAGCAACCACGGUAUCAACCUGCAGGAGAUACCUCCCGAGCGGCGCAGGAAGCUGGAGAAGGCGAGGCCGGGCCAGUUUCUGGGAAAGUGAGGCCCGGCUGGGACAGGAUUAUUCCAGAAGGUCCUCUUCCUGCAAGUUGCUGCUAUAGGUGACCAAAAUUUGGCUGCUACCCAUGGCUUCUGUGCAGCUCUUCAUCAAAGGAUUCUGGGCCUUCAGAAGAGCUGGUUGCAAACCAGUCGUGUGACCUUGGGAAAGACUCAUGCAACCUCUGGGCUUGGGUUCCCCUCCGUGGUGAAAUGAGGAGUGGCCUAGGUGGUUUCCACACCCCAUGGCAACUGAGUUUCACAAGGGUUGUCUUGGGAUAUAGGUCACUGGGAAUGUGACCCUGAGACCCCGAGGGUGUUGGGGUGGGGUUUCUUCACUUUCCGGGGCUUUUUAAGGCACCAGGAAGGAGGAUUUGGGAUUGGAUGCCCCAACACUAGAGAAGGUGGAGACCUCCUGUUGCACCAGGGUAGGGGUGUCACAUGGCCCGAGAGUGUGAGGGCUUCUGCUUAGCCUCAAGCAUCAGUCCCUUCUCCAUCCCCCACCAGUCAGAAAGUGGCUUCUUCACCCAUGGGCAUAAUCAUGUAACUUGCCCAAGUGCAGAGAAAAGCUUGCUUCAAGGCUUUGAGGAAAGGAAACAAACUGCACCAAACCUUUACUAACCAGAACACCUGAGGGAUUAUCACCCAGUAAUCUUCUCUGUUUAACUGGGUGGUGCUGAGCAAGCAGUUGGAACAGGAAAUCCUCUCUGCUUCGGUCCAUGCAACAAGUGUCGACCCCGUCCUGGUAAGUCUCUAGGUGAGGUUUCUUUUCUGCAGUUCUGAUGUUCCAGAGCCUUGGCAUGUUUGACUGGGUGUUUUUCCCCAUUGCUGCAGACCAUGACAGAAGUUAACAGCAGCCACAGGCACCCAGAUUGCCACUAUAAGUAGUGAGCCUCCAGUCCCUGGAGGUGUGCAAGUAGAACUGGAGACAUCAUUGACCAAAGAUACAACAGUCAAGGGGAAUUCCUAGGUGGGCGGAUGGACUAAAUCCUCACUAUACAAUAAGCGUGGUUGGUGGACCAGCAGCAGCAAUAUCACCUUGGAGCUUGUUAGAAAUGCAGAAUCUCAGGCCAGACCUAGUGACAGAAUCUGCAUUUCAACAAGUUCCUGGAGUAUUUAUAUGCACAUUAAAGUUUUUGAAUCAUGGCGUUAACUCAUCCUAGGAACCCUAUGUUUCAGAAUCUCUAAGAUUUCAUAAAAACUAAGCUAGAAACUAGCCCUGAGACUUGUUCUGUGUGGCCUAUGGUGUGAUUUUGAUUUUGGUUGAGUUAACAUUUUAAAAUCAAGAGAUACCACUUUUAAAAUAUAUAUACCAAAUUUCCCUCUUCUCUGAAAAUAAAAGCUCUGCACAGGGGCAACUACUGACUUUCGGCUGGAGCUAAAGAGCAACUGUUCCUCUCCCCAGGGCUUCACUCUCCAGUUCUCAUGGUCCCCAGCACUCCCUGUGGACUCCAGGACACCAAGAUUGUUUGAACAUCCCCAGGUGCCUGGGCGGUGCCUGCAGGCAUUCAAGCUCAGGACUCCCGGAGCAGCUGGUGUUAGGACUGCAAAGGCUCCUGGGAGUUCCUUUGUCUGAUUCAUAAAAUCCUUGAAAUCUACAAGCUUAGUAGUCUUCCCCUCCUUCCUAAAGGUAGAAAAAUCUAAAUAUCCAGCACUUGUAGGUUCUGGUUACUUAAGGUGGUGCUGAUAUAGUGAGUAACUAAGUUCAUUUUUUUAAAAAGUACUUUAAACAGAAUAUGGAGAUGAUGAAUUAAAGAUUUUGUAAAAAUC